This is a messenger RNA of Epinephelus moara (kelp grouper), 1715 nucleotides long. It is a transcript of the gene ccdc126, whose product is annotated as coiled-coil domain containing 126. The transcript is spliced from 3 exons. NCBI's taxonomy places the organism in Eukaryota, Metazoa, Chordata, Actinopteri, Perciformes, Serranidae. Bases 857 to 1351 code for a protein of 164 amino acids. The record is from RefSeq and is a predicted model, not a curated record.
UAGUAGACGUUCAGGGGAACCAUGACAGUCUGCACAGUUGCAUGCUUGGAAUUCUAGCUACCGACUUCUGCUUGCCAGGAGCUCGUUGUUUAGGAAACCGCGGAGUUGGAAGUCGAGAUGGCUGUCAGAGUGAACCGACAGCUCAACGUGAAUACCGGCAGAUAAUCUUUUUUUUUAACGGAGACAGCGGACCGCUCGAGAUAUUUCCCCCAACGACAGCAACGACAGCCCAGGGUUGCCAAACAACAAGCAUCAUUCAGUGUCAGCCAGAGGUAGCAGCUGGAGCUCUCAGGCGCCUCGUCCCUGCUCCUCUGGAGCCCGUCAACGUCUGCUUCAAUCUCAAGGUAGCUUCUCGGACAACCCGCUGAGGUAGCCAACAAUGCCUGCGGACCCCCUGCCUGAAUGCCCAGCCUACAUUUAUGAUUUGGUGUUAGACGUCUUGCAACCAAAGCACCUCUCCAAAAAGCUCUGACUGCCGGUGUCUGUGGGCAGCAGCUUCCUUCUGUUUCGACUUCCUGGCCUCGGCUGUUGCUCAACACUUUUUCAUCUCCUCUUAGGAGGGGCACGAUGCCUUGAGCAGUUAGAGAAAUGUCUUCAGCUGUAUGGGUAUAAUGCAUGCAUGAGUUCUGCUGGAGUUCACUUGAGAAAGGCACUGAAUCCGUACCAGCUCUAGGAAUGCUUUGCAGGGGGCUUUGACCUCUCUGUAGAAGACAGUAGAAAAACGAAUCUCCCCGCAGGAAUCAACUAAUAAUUAUCAUUCUACUUAUAAUUUUAUUGGUAUAUCUGCACCCAAGAAAAGACCCUCAGCCUCAGACCGGGUCUCUUCAGCUCCUCUUUCCUUUGCCGCCCCUGUACCAUGCUGGGUACACUCAUGCGGAGGAACAUGUCCCAAAAGCUGAGUGUGCUGCUGCUGGUGUUUGGCCUGGCGUGGGGACUUAUGCUGCUGCGCUACACCGUGCAGCAGCCUCGCCAUCAAAGCAGUGCCGAGCUACGUGAGCAGAUCCUGGAGCUCAGCCGGCGAUACGUCAAGGUCCUGACAGAGGAGAACCAGAACUCACCAGGUGGGCCACAGGGAACCUCCAUGGCAGGUUAUGCUGAUCUGAAGAGGACUAUCGCUGUGCUACUGGAUGACAUUCUGACGCGGCUGGUCAAACUGGAGGGGAAAAUCGAGUUGGUGGUCAAUGCCUCCUCCACUAACACCUCCCACACAGCAGGGGGCGUCCUUGCCUCUGCUUCCGUCGCCCUACAAAAAUCCUUAAAGCAUGAGAUAGCUGGCAGCCACCCAGGGACGUCACGCCUUCACCCGCACAUCCGUAAACGGUCUCGGCCGCAUCAAGGAGUGUAUGUGUGAUAGAUGGAUUGAUUCUUUUUUUUCUUGUUUAGCACAUUACACUUUCCCAGCAUUUAUCACUGAUGUAACAACAUCAGACAAAUGAAAAGCAAUAGGGAGACAUAUGGACAUCCAGAAACUUCAAAUUCGGGAUGCUUCUCAGAAAUUUUCAGCCGACUCAGAGGGAAGAAAGACUUCUUUAUGCUCUGUCCUAUCAUAUGCUGAUAUUUAUUUAUUUUUUACCAAGACUAUCCAGCACAUUUUUUUAUAUUUGCAUUGCUGAUUUUAUUUGGCUUAGAUUUUAGCAUUUGUUUUAUAAAGCCACAUUUGAAUCUUACGACUGUUUGAGCAAAUGCAGAGACCUAUAAAUACUCUUGGAACCGAA